This is a messenger RNA of Prorocentrum cordatum, 5711 nucleotides long. NCBI's taxonomy places the organism in Eukaryota, Dinophyceae, Prorocentrales, Prorocentraceae. The record is from the annotation of a GenBank genome assembly.
GAUCACAUGAUCGGCUCGGUUCGGUUCGAUCCCGCGAUGGUCCGAGCUGAGGUGCGUGAUCGAUCGGCGAUGGGAGCGGCAGCCAUCGUGAUCAGGGACCUGCGAUCGGAUCACGCCAUCGGGUGGCGCGAUCGGCCGAGUGAGCAGCCAGACGCUGAGGUCGGCGACUCUGGCGCUGGCUGGCGAGCUCCAGCGCCUGCGCAGCGCGAGGAGCGGGGCGCAGCAGAGGCUGGAGGCCGCCUCGGCGCGCAGGAUGGCGGCGCUCGCCGCGCUGGCGGAGCAGGAGGAGGGGGAGGAGGAGCUCUCGUCGCCCCGCGCGGGGGCCGCGACCGAGGCGCCCUGCCCCGAGGGGGGCGACCCGACGGGCGGCAAGCGCAGGCACCGCUCCUGGGGCAAGAAGAUGUGUGUCCGCGUCGCGAGAGAUCUGCUCGAGAGGUGCGCCCAGGAGGAGGCGGAGUACCACAGGGGACUGCUGGAGGCGGUUCGCGAGGCCGUGCUCGCGCUGGAGGAGUGGGCCGAGGACGCCCGCGCGGCCGUGAGGCGCCUCCGAGGGCCGCCUGGCGGCGAGGUGGAGACGAUCCCGACGCCAGCGUCGGGGCUGUCCCCCGACGACGGGGAGGAGACGCCCGACGGCGCGCUGGGGCCCCUGUUGGACGAGAACAUCUCCAACUCCGACCUCGAGAAGGCGGCCCUGUGCGCCGCAGAGGACAACGACCGCAUGGCGCUCCGGCUGCUGCCCGGCGGGGGGGGAGGCGGGCUGCACGAGCCUCCCAGCGCCGACGCCGGGAUGGACGACAGCGGGGUGGUCGCCAGCCUCAUGCGGCUGGCCCAGGAGAACGCCAAGCUCGCCCGCGAGUGGCCACGGGCACCCCGGGGGCGCCUCCGGAGCAGCUCGCACCGCUUCGCGCAGCAGGUGGCCGGCCUCGAGAGCCUGGCGCGCGCCUGCGUGGCGUCCGGCUCGCAGCAGCGCCACCCGUACGUGCGUUGGCGGUCGAGCCCGGCCAGCUCCAGCUCUGGGUCCGGGUCGCCGUCGCGGCCCCGCGACGCUAGGACAGGGGCGGCUGUCCCCAGCCCGCGGUCGGCAGCGCCCCGCCCCUCGCACGCCCGGGAGGCGGCCGCCGCACCGUCGCCCAGCCCGCCUGACAGCCCCGCCGAUGCCGCGGCGAAGGGUCCUUUUGGGAGUGGCCCGUUCGAGGAGUCGAGCCCGGGCGAACCCGUCGCUGCUCCGACGGGGAAUCCUUUUGAGGACAUCCCGUCCGAGGAGUCAAGCUCGGAAGAGGCCGCCGCUGCGGAGACGAGGAAUCCAUUCGAGGGCAGCCCGUUCGAGGAUUCAAGCCCAGAAGUCGUUGCCGCUGCGGCGACGAGGAUCUCUGUCGAGGGCAGCCCGUUCGAGGAGUCGAGCCCGGAAGAGGCCGCCGCUGCGGCGACGAGGGUCUCUUUGGAGGACAGCCCGUUCGUGGAGUCAAGCCCAGGGGAGAAGUCCCCAACGUUUGGGCAGUCACGGAACUUCAGUGGACUCACCCCGCCGUCAGGCGUCGGCCGCUUGGGUUCGCAGGUGCUGCCCGACGCGGACUCCUGGGGCCAGAUCACCGGCCAGCAGGCAUCGCCCAGGCCCGACAGGGGUCCCUUUGGGACCCUCGGGGCCGAGACCCCGCCGCGGAGCGCCGUCGAGCACGGCGCCGCAGACGACCCGCAGAGGCAGCACCGCGAAGACGACAGCCCACGGGAGCUGCCGGCGACAUUCUCGAGCUCGUCCUUCAAAGCGGAGUUGGCGGACUCGUUCGAGGCCGCGUUGGGGCACAGUGACGCCACGUUGCAUGGCGACCGGCUCGGCGACGAGGCUGGCUAUUGGAACUGGGGCCGAUGGCGCGACUACCAUGCCGAGGAGCGGCACAGGGAGCUGUUGGCGGUCAGCUGGCGACUCACCGAGGCUCUCAGCGACGAGGACUGGGCAAUGCUGGCCUACGAGCUGAUGCUGCUGGUGCAGAGCGCGCUGACCGAGGACGACCCCGCGUUCCAGCGUGUGCGCGACGCACUCCCGAUCUUCCGCACUGCUCUGGGGAUCAGCUCGAAGCAGCACCACCAUCUGUGCGAGCUCACGGUUCCCGACGGCUCCCAGGCGUACGACCCUCUCGAUGUCCGUUUCCGCGCGGCCAUCCUGCUCAGGUCAUGGGCCCAUGCCGAGGUGCCCGCGUGGGGACUCGACCCGUUCAAGUGUGGGAUCUCGCAAUGGACAAGAGCGUGGAUUCUCCGACAGAUCGAGGUGAUCUUGAGGAGCGUCCUUGCGAGGUCGGCGGAGGACGGGGAAGCACCGACUGUGGGAGCGUGUGAGGCCAGCGGAGGCGCGACGGUGUCCCAGGUGGCCCGCGAGUGCGAGGAGAGGCUCCGGGCACUUUCUGGCCUCGCCGCCGAGGUGGACGGCCGGCAGGCACUGGCGGAGCUGAUGGAUUGCCUCGACUCCGUGUGCCCUCCGGGCGACCGCUGGCACUUCCACACGCUCACCGCCGCGAAGGUCUUCAGCGUGCUCUGGAAAGCCGCGACGGACCCGGGCGAGGACCACCAGGUCAGCGGCAACGCCAAGCUGGUGGCCGAGGCCUUGCUGAUGGGGCUCCAGCCGCGGCUGGCGUCUCCGCCGCUGGAGAUGGAGACGCACGCCCUCCUGCUCGCGCAGCAGGUGUGGAUCGGCCUGUCGGGCGUGACGCCGAUGUCGCGGAUGCGAUUCCUGCCCGAGGGGGCCGUGAAGGCGGCCGCGGCCAUGCUCGGCGACUUCUCCAGCUGGCUCCAGCGUGCCUCUGUGGACACCGCCCUCUGCCUGGUGGCGCGGGGUGUCCACUCCCGAGACCAACAUUCGGCCGACUUCGAGGCCGCGGAGAUCAUGGCGCGGAGGUUGCUGUCAGUGGAGCUGCGGGACAGCGUGCUGCAGCAGCUCAGGGACAUCCGCACGCACCUAACCCCUGCAGCUUCCGUUUCCGCCAUCGCCGUGUGGCACCGCAGUGCCCAGCUGAACCAGCUGCCUCGCAGCGAGGCAGGCGCCUCGCGCGAGUUUAUCCGCAGGAUGGGCCAGUGGCUGGUCUUCGAGAGCAACUCGGCGUUGGCCGAGCGCGAGCUAGAGGCCUACGACGAACCCCCCCAGGUGGGCACCGCCGACGAGUGGAGGAAGGCCGGCCCCGCCAUCCAGAAGCACCUGGAGGGCCUGGCCGCUGCGGUGGAGACGCUCACUCGGGACUUCGAGGAGUGCGAGCGCAGGUGCUACCACGAAGCCUGGGAAGCUGUCGGCCUGGGCGAGGACCACCUGGGCAUCGCCGUGGCAGCGCUCUGCGAUGCCGUCAGGCCGCGCGUGCUGCCCCUAGUAGAGCACGGCGUGUGGCCAUCGGAGGGCUCGGAGGUCAUGGAGAUACCGGCGGGGGGCGGCAAGCUGCUGCACGCCCUGGAGUCCUUGGAUCGCGCAGCGCGGAAGUUCCCGCUGCCCAGGCGGCGGGCGGCAGGCGGGGCGCUGGCGGACCUGCUCGUGCCCCACGUCGCCGCCGCCCUGAAGGUGCGCUUCUCCGCCAUCAGCCGCGACGCCACGUCGCGCGCGCUGGCAGAGAUCGAGCUGCGACCUCUGCGGGCGCCCACGCUGCUCCACUGCGAGGGCGUGGUCACGCUGUGGCGGUUCGUCCCGAGGUGCGUGGACCAGGGUGGCUGCUCUGCCUUCUAUUCCCCGGACGUGGUCGAGCAGGCGCAGCAGAGGCUGACGUGGCCUCCCCAGGGCACCAGAGCCUUCCCGAUCGCGCAGCGCGCCGCGGCGGUCAUUGCCGAGAUCACAAGCGGGGCGCACGAGAGCGCGGACUCCGACGAGGAGGUCGCGGACGAGGACCCGAUCUCGCCGCAGCGGGCGGUGCGCACCAGGUCGACAAGCCGGCGCACAAGGAUCUUCAGGAUGGGUAGCAGGAGGACGGCCGUCGACGAGGCCGGUGCCACUGCGAACGUCAUCUCGGAGCCGCAGUACCUCGAGGAGGUCGACGAGGAGGCGUGCCGCGAGCCCGUCCAGGUGGUCAGCGUGCGCCUGAGCUCGCUCGCCUUCUGCCUCACGGAGCUGGACCGGGCCACCUCGCGGCUGAGGGCCGAGGUGAACCGCAACGACAGCUCCGACGAGCCCACCGUGCGCUACAACCACGCGCGCUGCAUGCUCGCUGGCGAGCUGAACGACGUGCGGGAGGCCCUACUGGAGCACGGCAGGGCGCUGGCGCGACACCUGGCCUCGCGCUUGGUUCUUCGGGAGCUCCGGCAGGACCUCUUCGAGCGGCUGUAUUUUGCACCGCCGGGUGCCGACGAGAGCGCAGCCGUUCUGACGAUGGAAGCGCUAGUCGACCAGCGGAAGCAGAGCUUCCUGAACCUCAUGGGCCAGACGCCUUCUCCCAUGCUGGUGCAGUUCGUCGUCCAGCUCGGCCUGCAGCUGAGCGGUGCGUGGAUCUACGUCGUGGUGGACUACCUGGCUCGCAAGAGGGCCUCCAAGGUCAGGCAGCACUUCGAGGAGGACAUGAGUGCGGUCAAGCACCUCCUGGACGCGCUGAUGGAGGAGGCCCUCCGGCGCGCGCGCGGGGGCCCACAGGCCGACGGGUCGCCGAGCGGUGCCCUCGAGGCCAGCCCUGGCCCCCGGCUCUGGGGAAGCCUGCGGACGAAGAUGCGGACCGGCGAGCUCCAGGCGCUGCUCACCGACGGGGGCGAGGGGACGCCGGAGCGCAGGGCGCUUCAGCAGGAGCUGACCGUGGAGGAGUGCAACCAGGGCCGGCGCGCCUGGCAGGAGACCGAGAAGGCGCUGCAGCUGCUCAGCGCGAGGCUCGAGCUCGUCUCCUCGGACGACCAGCUCGCCACGUACGCCGGCCACGUGCUGUGGGGAUCGCCGCCCACGCCGACCGGGGAGCGCGCCAGGUCUCCGGCGCCGGCUCUUGCGGCGGACGCGCACCGGCAGAGCUCGUGGAAGACGCCGCUGUCCGCGCCGAAGGGCCGCGGCACUCUCACUGCGGGCCCGGCAAGGGACGCGGCCGCCUCCGCGGCGUUCCGCGGCACCUCGAGCGAGCGCCUCGGGAGGGCGGCCUUGAGGAGCUCCAGCCCUCCCGCGGGCACGGCGGCCGCUGCCGAGCACGAGCCGCACAGGUCUUCCAAGCAGACGAAGAAGGUGCUUGGAAGCAAGAGCCUGGGGAAGAUUGCGGCCUCCGCGACGUCUCGCGGCGCAUCGACCGAGCGCCGCGGAAGGAGCCCUUCGGACAUGAGGAGCCCCAGCCCUCCCAGGGCCGCGCCCGCUGGCGUCGAGGGCGAGGCGGAAGGGCCCUCCAAGCAGAGCAAGAAGGCGCACGGCAUCAAGAGCCUGGGGAAGAUGUUCAAGCGGUCUGGGAAAUCCUAGCCGAGAGCAGCCUGAGCAGGACAUUCUCGAGACGGCCUCUCAUUGUUGGAGCCGGCUGGGGAGCUGAGGUGGCUCAGCAUUGGUCUCUGGGCCUAUCCAGCUCAGACCCCACUGCUGGCUCCAAUUUCCUUGUAGCUCCUGGGAGGGUGACGUACAGUCAUACACCUUCUCCUUGCCUCGAUGCAUCCCAUCCCCUGACGCGCCGCUCGUGAUGCGCCCAGCUCAAGCUGACAGGACGCGCGUGCGCGAAGCAUUCGACCAGAGGCGCCGCCAGGGGAAACAAACUGGCAACGCGUUGUAUAGGGAAGGCAAGCGGAAGCAAAGGGUG